CAAUUCAUAACAGUCUAUUAAAAAGCUUGUUAUUUUGAAACAGAGUAGCGAACAUCCUUAAAUGGAUUUGGCUAUUAUUUUAAUGUCCUAAUAGGUCACAGAGUUCUUCAACUGUUAGGUUGCUUUACAUCCUAGGCUUUUUAAUAUUAUGCUUUGAGCGUCCUUAGUGAAGGUAAAUUCAGAUAGGCAUUUCGGAUGCAUGACAUUUACAAUCUUAUGAAAAAGUAGUGGACUUUUGGGUUGAAAUUUCACUGUAAAAAAUGGGUCAUGUAUUGUGAGGUAACGUAGUGAUGAAGCCUAGUUGACAAGGUAAACAAUUAGUAUGUCUGAAUUUGUUAAUUUUUAAUUUGUGAUCACUGAAUAUGCAACUUCCAUAUUUUGAGUUAGAACUGAUAAUGUUUUUUAUAAUUUGAUAUCGAUUGUCAAGAAAGCAGAACCCUAUAUUGUAAAGAAAAUAAAUGAGAAAAAAGCAGGUGGGAAUAUUUUAAUUCCAUUCAUUGUUCUAACGACAUGUACUCAAAACUAAUUGCGUUAUCGGGGCUUUUAUCCAAUUACGACGGAACACAACAUAUAGCAAAUCAGUUAUUCAAAGGAAAUAUUAACAGUUUUCUGUUAAUCAUGUGGUAUUGUAUCACAUUUAAAGAUUCCAUCUAUUCAAGCAAAUUUUACCAACGAUUAUUUUGCCUGUUUUGUUUUGCUACAUUUGGUUUUAAUGCCCACAUACGUUGCUUGUAUUCGGUUCCCUGAUUUGAAGUUAUUCCUAAGCAGAUCGCACAUCCGUCAAUGAAACAGUUAUAUCAAACGAAACAAAAUAAAAAACAAACAAACAAACAACACAAUGUACAUCCAUAUAUCAACAUAUAGUUUGCAUGGAAUUUAAAAGAUCAUUUUAAAAUGAGUGUCUUGCGUCCUAAUAUAAUAUCGUAUAUUCGUGUUGCUAAGUAUUUGGUUUUCUAUGUUGUGUCUGUAUACGGUGGUUUUCUUUUGGUCUUUUUCAUUUUAUGACAUGGCGUUGUCAGUUUAUUUUCGACUUAUGAGUUUGAAUGUACAUUUGGUAUCUUUCGCCUCUCUUUUUCAUAUCGAAAUUAUAUCUUCUGGUUGUACCCGUUUAGAUAUUUUGGUGAAUAAUAAACUUUCAGCAUUAUGAAUCGCAUAAUAUGAAGUUACUAGAGACUUGCAUGAUGAUGGUAACAAUUGUAUAAUUAUUCACUCAAAAUAAAUGUAUAUUUAUGGAAAUUAAAGAACUCAUCAAAGAUACAACGCUUAUAAUUUUGUAGUGCUGUUCGAUACACUUAAGCAUUAAGUAUGUUGAGAAACUUUAAACCGACAUAUCAUUCCGCACUUUCUAUAUGAUUUUGCUAUUGUAUUAUUUAUACUUAUUUCAACCAUUCCUACAUAAGGAAGUGCCUGUACGUAAUCAGGAUUGUGACAGUUGUUUUCCAUUCGUUUGAUGUGUUUGAGAUUUUGAUUUUGCCAUUUGUUAAGGGACUUUCCGCUUUGAAAUUUCCUUGGAGGUCAGUAUUUUUGUUAUGUUACUUUUUUUUAGUAUGCGCAUUAUUUGCCAGCAGUAUAUACAAACGGAUGGCAGCCAAAGCUAGUGACCAGUCAAUAAAGGCUGACAUGGUUGCUCAGUCUAGGAUCUUUGCGGAUAGAGCAUUUGAUUUGCAAUCGAGAUUAUAUGACGAUGACGCUGAGCUUGCAAUGGAUUUAGUUAUCACAGAUCAAAUCGUUUGGGACAUCACUAUAAGUCCAAUGCAAUGUGCCUAUGAACAUGAUAUGCUGGACGUUCUUGCCCAAACAUGCCCUCAACGACGUUUAAAUAAAAUAUGGUAUAGCGGAAUAAGUUCUAGUCUUGGAGGAUUUUGGAAGAAAGGCUUGUGUUGUAGUUGGUGCUAUUGCGGAAGAAAAUGUUCACCGGCUAAAGGACUUUUAAAGUUUAUUGGCGCUCCUCUCACGAGGUUUUUGGUACAUUACGUAUUCUUUUUUGCAGCUUUGGUUUCUUGCAGUCUUUUCCUGAUGCAAAUGAAUGUAUUCAAAGAUACAGGAUCAAUUGGUGUCUUCGAGUUAUUCUUUUAUUUACAUCUAAUUGGAGACAUUUUGGAGGACUAUAGGAAUGUGAUUUCGAAAAAGUGUAAAUCAGGAUGUGCACAAGAGAACCCAUUAAGUCAUUCAAAAAUGUUUAGAGUUAAGAAAUACAUAUGUAAUUUCUGGAACCUCAUAGAUGUUAUGUCUUAUACGCUGACCAUCACAGCAAUAUGUCUUCGUUUCUUCAUUUUAACAGGAGGUUGGCAAAAGUUUUGCAGACGUUUUUUCAGCCUGAGUCUAGCUACUAUAGCCAUCAGAUUUUUUCGAGUCCUAUUGAUGUCAAGGAAACUUGGGCCAAAAAUUAUCAUGAUCAAAGAAAUGUUAAAGGAUCUAUUUCGAUUCAUCGGAAUUCUAUUUUUAUGCAUGAUUGGUGUUGGAGUACUGUAUCAUGCAAACAUGUACCCAGAACAUGACUUGAAAAUGUGGAAUACAGUAGGAUAUCAGCACUGGAGAAUAUGGAAAAUCAUGUAUAUUCCAUACUGGCAAAUAUAUGGGGAAACUAUGCUUGACAGUCUUCAAGAAAAUAUUACAACACCCUGCACCAUGAACCGGAAUGUAUGGGAGAGUAAUCCAGACAUAGAACGAUGCAAUCAGUAUGACUGGGUACUUAUUGUGAUCGCUGCAAUCUAUAUGUUGAUUUCAAAUCUCCUUCUUGUCAAUCUUUUGAUAGCUUUGUUCAGCUAUCGAUUUGAACGGGUCCAGGAAAUCUCAGAGAAAUUGUGGCGAUACUUAAGAUAUGAACUCAUCAUGGAUUAUCGCGAUAGGAUACCAGUUCCUUUUAACCUUGUGAUCAGACCACCAUACAUCGUAUACUGGUGCUGUAAGAAACUUAUAAAGAAGAAACAAUCGGAUGAGAGGGCUGCCACUCGUGAAAGAUCGUUGGAUAAGAUCAACGCACUUCAAUCUAUGAACGCAAUUAAAUGCGUUUACAAUAUUUGAGAUGUCAAACAGAUAUAUGUCUAAUUAUAUUAAAAAGAUCAUUGUGUACUUAAACGCAUGACAUAAGUGGGGAAGAUACAGAAAAAUCAAGAUUAUAUAAUUGAUUAGAACAUGUUUGUACAUAUUAUUUACAUAGCUUUUCAUAACCUUGUAUUUUUUUUUAGAUUACUGCAAGAUGUUUUAUUAAUUUGACUUGUUGAAAUUUUAUAUGUGAUUUAGAAUGUAUUUUUUAUAAUGAAAAUUGAUGAAAUACCUGUUCUAAAGCUCCAAAUAUUUCAGAAAAAGAAAAUUAUUUUCUCAUGUUUUUAUUGUUCAUCCUCAUGCACACGUACAUUCUAUCCUCAAAUUGUCCUGAUCUCUUUCCCAAAUAGUGUUUAUCUUGAUAUUUUAUUAAGGAUAUAACUUAGGACAGGAAGUAAUUUUGUGUUAGGAUUGGAAUGAUGACGCGAAAAAGAAUCUUUAUGGUUACAAGAGCGCAAUUAUGUGUCAUGCAUUUUCCAUAAGAUACCAGUAUUGUUAAAUAUUUCAUUUCUUGAAAAAUGCACAAACUAGAACAAAAAUUGGUAACAUUAAACAAUUCUAGAAAUAUCAGCAUUGCAUUGCAACCAAAAUAUAUAUGUAACUUUUGCGGCAAAGUUGACCAAACAUUGCAGUUUAAAGAGCGUUUUUUUUCACCUAAUGGGACAGGUAUUUUUUUUUAAUGACUUGGCUCCUUCCUGAAUAAAUUUAAUAUAUUUUCUACACACUGUCAAGUCCAACCCUGUAUCAUCCAACCAGGAGUCGCACAAGAUUUUAUUCUGAUUACCAGUAAAAUAUAAACAUAUAAAUAAAAUCAUCAUAGAUACCAGAAUUCAAAUUGUGUACGCCAUACGCAUAUUUCGUCUACAAAAGACCCAUCAGUGACGCUCGAAUUAAAAUUGUUUUAAAGACAGAAUAAAGGACGAAGUUGACAGCAUUGAGGACACAAAAUGCCGAAAGGUUUUGCCAAAUACAGCUUAGGUAAUGUAUUCCUUACUAUUUCGACUAUAUCAAUGUUGACCACUAGGCUGGUGACACUCGCGGUAAGACAACCUCCACCAGCAAUGGCUCCGACCAUGUAUAUAUGUGUGUGCUCAUGUAACCUCAGGUAAGAUCGAGGCUUCGAAAGAAGAAAAAAUACGUGUAGAAGAUAUGAGUUACUUUCCUUUCCAACUGAUUUUAUCAAUAUUUCCGUUUAAAUUACCGAUAUUUCUAUUUAAUUUUCAAAUGUCGUAUUGGAAAUACAUUUUGCUAAUUCGAUUAUAUAUUUAUUUAUUUCAUAAUAAUUGCAUUAAAUUUGCAUUUUCAUUAAAUUAUGUUGUCCAUGUUAAAAGAAUUUUAUGUGAGACGGUUCAUCCUUUUGUUUUGAAUAUUUGGUUUUGAUUGUUCAUUCUAGAUGUAAAUACAGAAAAGCGCUUCAGGCGCAUUUAUAUUAUAAAGUCUGAUGUUCAUUUUUUAUAUAUAAAUAUAUCACUUAUUAUCAUCCGCCAGAGUGCAAGAUUUGUGGCACCAUGCUGGAUAAGAUGGAAGGUAAAUGUCCGAAAGUUAUUUACAUGUUGUAUGUAGCAAUUGUCUUUGUUUAUGUUUUUUGUCAUUAAAUUUGAUUCUUGAAUUAAUGGUCUUCAGUAUCAUCCAAAAUGUAUAAGUACAUGUGUAUGUCUUGCUUUUAGAGCUUUGAGUCUACAGUUUUUUUUAUAUAUUAUUGUUCAUGGCCAAAUAAUAGAAAGCUUGUAGCUCAAAGAAUACAGCCGAAAUUGUGUAAAUUUCUAAAUACGACAUAGUAGUUAAGAUCACAAAUUAUAAUUGCAUAACAGUUGUAUGUAUGUGCUUGCUAUGACUUUAUAUUGUGUUGUUCAUUGUUUACUGUAAUUAUUUUCACUAUAUAUAUUAUACUAUUUUGCUAUAUCAUUAUGUUUGCUUAUGCAAUAAAAUAUUCAUUUAUUCAUUCAAA
Mytilus californianus (California mussel) is the source of this 4993-nucleotide messenger RNA. Its product is annotated as transient receptor potential cation channel subfamily M member-like 2. The transcript is spliced from 9 exons. Gene Ontology annotation, molecular function: monoatomic cation channel activity. The record is from RefSeq and is a predicted model, not a curated record. Gene Ontology annotation, cellular component: membrane. Gene Ontology annotation, biological process: monoatomic cation transmembrane transport. Lineage: Eukaryota; Metazoa; Mollusca; Bivalvia; Mytilida; Mytilidae. The coding region runs from base 1582 to 3024 and encodes 480 amino acids.